This is a messenger RNA of Trypanosoma cruzi, 2274 nucleotides long. RefSeq lists its product as uncharacterized. Bases 1 to 2274 code for a protein of 757 amino acids. The transcript has a single exon. The record is from RefSeq and is a predicted model, not a curated record. NCBI's taxonomy places the organism in Eukaryota, Euglenozoa, Kinetoplastea, Trypanosomatida, Trypanosomatidae.
AUGAGGUCGACUGCAUCGGAGUUUCCGCCCACGCUCGUCGCUGCCGUGCGAUCCGGGUUUGAUGCGUUCGUCCAGCUGCAGCGUGUCCGCCUUGGCAAGUGCACGGAUGAACUUCCCAGGUCGCUUGCGGAGGGAUUUGGGUCGUGUGAGCCUGUUGCCACCCCCGCACCCAUCACCAACACUGCUGCUGCUGCUGCUGCUGUAUGCACCGUCAAUGGUAGUUAUAAUCAUCAUAAUGAUAAGAGCACGACGGCAUUCCCGCAAACGUUAUGUGGGUGGUCGGAUUUGCUUCUUUCGCGACUGAAGGCGAUUAACGAUGUGUCAGUGGUGGACCCGACAGCAGAGGUGGUGUGGGAGCUGGUCUCUGUCGUCAUUGCCAUUCUGGAGAAUGGCGGUGAUGACGCAGUCAUUGCGAGUGGACCGUAUUUGGAGUGGUAUCGCAGCCGUUUUGUGAGCAUGGACGCCAUUUAUGGGCUGCGAAGCACGCUGAAUGCGGUGCCUCCCCGAGCAACUCUUUCGUCCGCGGCGGAAGAAGAUCUUUUUGAGGGGCUUCUAGGGCCCUACAUGAUAUCCAUCCAGCGGGCCUUUCUUGCCGGCCUAUUUCCUGUUGCAGCGGAACUUAUCAGCUCUCUCGUGGACUACCUGCGUUCUUGUGAGAUAGACCCUUUUGACGCGGAGGACGAGAGCGCAUUGGCCGACGUGAUUCGUCUCUUCCUGGAGACGCCAAGAAACAGCACAGAACACAGAGAAUGGACGGCUACAGCGAACCUUCUUAUCGUCGAUUGUAAACGCGUCUUUACAAGAGCAGGUGAUGAAUCUAAUUUGAUUGUCCAGGCGGCACAACAACUAAAGUCUUUGUGUUUGGACCUUCUUUUAAUGGUGAGUGGUGACGCGGCACUGAUUUUGGACACAUGCCAUUUGCUAGAGCUAGAUGUCAUGGAUUACGUCGCUGCGGUAUGCGCCGUCUGCAAGCCGUAUAUGGCUCUUCGCCAGUUGCACCACCUAUAUCAAAGUGCAUGGGAUACGUGGGGAGGCUCUGUGAAAGGGCCAUGGUACGUUGGUGUCGUUGAGCGGCUAUUGGCUAGCCGGUGUAUGGCAGAUGUGGUUUGCGCCAUGGAACUUGUUGGGCGAGCCGUGCGUUGCAACGAGUACUUGCCAAAACUGCCGAGCGAAGACAGUAACGUUGUUUCCUCUCCACCGGCUAACAGUGUGGAAGAGGAGGACGAUGUUUCAGGUGUAGAGAUUACGAGCGAAGCACCUGCUGACCCAAAACUACUCCGACGCUUUGCCCUGCUCUUUAUGGCUGCUCAUUUGGCCGACAUUUGUGCACCCCCACUUGGCGCGCCUGUGAGCAAAAUAGAAGUUACUUUUGUCCGGAAUGAACUUGUGGAGGACUUUGUUGCCUUAUUUCGGCACCAUCCACUGCUCUGGCGCACGGCAGCCAUGUACGUGGUGUACUCGCCUCUUAUGAAUCCCGCCAUUUUGUACCGCAUCGUGACAGAGCGGGCUGGAAAUGCAGUGAGUGAUCGCUACACUUUUUUGGCGUGCCACACUUUUAUCUGCUCCUCUUGGGAGGAGACGAGCGCCUUUCAGGUGGCACUACGCCGCCUGCUGCGCGAGAAGUACCCUUUGAGCGAGACAUUAGAUAAGUGGAUUGCCUCAGUUGACUACUAUAGACGCAAAGCGGUCGAGGUACUACAUGAGAAAAUCAUCAAUGAACGAUGGGCCUGUGGUGAAACGGCCCCUGCUGUGUGGUUGGCCGUCGAGUGCCAGCAAUCCAAGUCACUGCAGAUACGUUUUGAAAGGAUCCUGCGGUCACCGGGGGCCCUAGAGAGUGUGGAGGUCUAUGUUGUGGGCCAGGCAGUAAAUAACAACUUUAUUUCGGUUGACACGAGCUCCAACCUUCGAAUGCUAAAUGUUCUGCGUGUUUGUGCUGCCGUGUCCGAGUACCGAAGGGCUAUCGGUAGCUUGCAGGGGCUUGACGGGCAAAAAGACCCGGUGCGCAGCCCCGACACCAUUCACUGGGUGCUGCGCGCUGCGGAGAAGGCUCUUCGUUGCACUGCGUCGUUCAGGAUGCAUCCGACCACGGUGUUGGCCCUCGUGGAGCAGACGGUAGAUGUUGCGCUCCGUCUUCCAGAAGAGCAGCGUCCGAGAAAUUUCAUUCCUCUUCUCUCUCACGCGCUGGAGCUGGUGUUGGCGUAUCACUCCGAAAAGCGUUCCCAACACGCAGCACAUGCGUCUGCCAUUCGGGAAAAGAUCAUGAGGCUGUUGUAG